AUGUUUGCGAUGUACAUUGCUGUCUUCUGUGUUGCACUGGAUAAUACAAUCAUCUCGACGGCUAUACCUAAGAUUUCCAGCGAGUUCCACUCCUUGAGCGACGUCGGAUGGUAUGGUUCAGCAUUUUUCUUAACCCAAUGUGCCUUCCAACUGUUGUUCGGCAAGCUAUAUAGUAUAUUCAGCCCGAAAUGGACGUACCUGGCUUCUCUAUUCUUCUUCGAACUCGGCUCUCUUAUAUGCGGCAUAGCACCCUCGUCACUGGCGUUGAUCAUUGGGCGCGCCAUCGCCGGCAUGGGUUCGUCAGGUGUGUUUGCGGGGAGUUUGGUCAUCAUCACCCGGACCUCUCCCUUGGAGAAGCGGCCAGUCUGGCAAGGCCUGAUCAGUGCCAUGUAUGGUAUCGCUUCUGUCAUUGGACCUUUGUUAGGUGGUGCUUUCACAGAUCACGUUUCCUGGCGAUGGUGUUUCUACAUUAAUCUUCCUUUUGGAGCUGUCACGGCAGGUAUUAUCAUAUUCUUCUUGCGCCUGACACCCAUCGCCAGCCCUUUCAAAAACAUGACACGGCUCGAAAUAUUUCUCCAGCUCGAUCCGCUGGGGUUUGUCCUAUUCCUUCCUAGUAUGAUCUGUCUUUUUAUCGCUCUGCAGUGGGGAGGUACGCAAUAUCCGUGGGGCGAUGGAAGAAUCGUCGCCUUAUUCUUUAUCUGUGGCAUAACCCUUUUCCUCUUCGGGGCCUUGCAAUGGAAACUUGGCGAAAAGGCAACCAUACCUCCCCGUAUUGUUACGCAGCGAACAAUCUGGUCCGCCAGUUGGUUUGCGUUCUUUCUUUCUGGUUCAUUUUACCUGUUCAUCUACUUUAUCCCAUACUACUUCCAGGCUGUCAAAGGCGAGUCAGCACUAUCGUCUAGCAUCGACAACUUGCCCUUAAUUCUUGGCAAUGUCAUCUUAGCAGUGGCAUCUGGCGUCGGUGUCAGUAGACUGGGUUAUAUCAACCCUUUUUGCUAUGCAAGUGUGGUGUUCACUUCUAUUGGGGCAGGCUUGUUGAUGACAAUGACAGCUGAAACAAGCCCGCCGCGGUGGAUCGGGUACCAGAUUUUGUUCGGUCUAGGCGUCGGACUCGGCUUUCAACAACCUCCUAACGCGCCACAGGCGGUGCUCCCACUUCAAGAUCUGCCUAUCGGCAUUAGCGUGACCCUUUUUUGUCGGAAUCUCGGCGCCUCCUUGUUCGUAACCGCCGGCAACACUGUGCUCGAUAACCAGUUACGACAAGGUUUCGCUGAUCUUGCAAUCCCCGGCGUCAGCCCUGGGGCGUUGGUAGAGGCUGGCCCUAUCUCAUUCCGGUCGAUUGUUCCUUCAUCAUCCGUGGACGCAGUGAUAAACGUGUAUGUGUUGGCGCUGCAGAAGACUUAUCAGAUUGGAGUCAUAAUUGCUUGCAUUUCAGUUAUUGGCGCUAUUUUCAUAGAGUGGAAAACACUAAAGAAGCCGGCGGGCCUACCUUCUCAACAUACUCCGGCUCCCACGGGAGGUCUCGUGCAAGUCGCAGACCAAAGAGAUACGCAAAGAGAUAGUCGGGUAGUGACCCUCAGGAGCAGUCGGAAAAGCCGAGAAUGGAUACCUUUGGAUGGUCGGGCAUCCCCAUUUCGCAGAAACUAA
Truncatella angustata is the source of this 1647-nucleotide messenger RNA. RefSeq names its product major facilitator superfamily domain-containing protein. Bases 1 to 1647 code for a protein of 548 amino acids. Gene Ontology annotation, molecular function: transmembrane transporter activity. Lineage: Eukaryota; Fungi; Ascomycota; Sordariomycetes; Amphisphaeriales; Sporocadaceae. Gene Ontology annotation, biological process: transmembrane transport. The record is from RefSeq and is a predicted model, not a curated record. The transcript has 6 exons.